This is a messenger RNA of Telopea speciosissima, 1526 nucleotides long. RefSeq names its product UPF0481 protein At3g47200-like. The coding region runs from base 1 to 1524 and encodes 507 amino acids. The record is from RefSeq and is a predicted model, not a curated record. NCBI's taxonomy places the organism in Eukaryota, Viridiplantae, Streptophyta, Magnoliopsida, Proteales, Proteaceae. The transcript has a single exon.
AUGGAUGAUGAAGGAGAGGCUAUAUACGUUGUUGAUAUGCAAGAUCAGACUGUUGGUGGUGGAGAUGUAAUAGUUAUGGAACCAUUAAUAACUUCUUCUUCUUCUGGCCAUGCCAAAGAUGAGGAACAAAAAAGCCCUGAAGUUCAUGUGGUGAAAUCAUUAAUAGAAGAAAAACUAGACAAGGUGCGUUCUUGGUCAUCAGAUUACACUAUAUACAGAGUACCUAAUACACUGGUGAAUGAAAAGCCAGAAGCUUACAUACCUCACAUGAUCUCAAUUGGCCCUUUCCACCAUGAUCAGCAACACUUACAUCACACGGAAGCACGUAAGAUUCGCUACUUCCAAAAGUUUCUGAACAGAGAAUCUGGAGCAGUACUCUUAUCUGAUUACAUUAAAGCUGUGAAAUAUUGGGAAGAAUUAGCUUACCUAUGUUACCCAGAUGUGAAAAUUGAUCAAAGAGACAGUUUUUUCAUGAUGAUGGUGGUAGAUGGUUGUUUCAUACUUGAGCUAUUAUUCUGGGACGACGAAAAUCAUGAUACCGUUUCGGACGCGAAAUGGAGUUAUCUAGUUUCACAAGACUUGAUUAUGCUUGAAAAUCAGCUUCCAAUCUUUGUUCUUGAGGCAUUAUAUAAAGUAUUCAAAGGGGAUUCUUCUCAAGAACAAUAUGCAUCACAACUCUAUGCUCUUAUUUGUAAGUACUUUGUACCUAGAAUUUUGAGAAUGCUUGUUGGCAAAGAGGACGCAGUCAAUUACUCCUCUCCUGAUCACAUUCAAUCAUUAUGUUCGGUAGAUAGACCAAAGCAUUUGCUUGAUUUUGUACGACAAUUUCUCAUCCCAUCCCACCACCAUCACUACCACUGUCCAGUGGACAAACCAAAACAUUACUCUUCUGUACCUUCUGCAGCAUGCGGUCACAGCUGGUUGUGUGGCUUGUGCCUAGAGGAUGACCCUCUAGAGAAGGAGGAAGAUAUUGGGGUAGUGCAUAUCCGGUGUGUGAAAGAGCUCGAGAAGGCAAGUGUCAAGUUUGAGAAGAACAAGAAUCCCACAAGCUUGUCGGACAUUAAAUUUGACAUGAAAAAGGGAGUUUUGACAAUCCCAGGUAUAAUAAUUGAUCAUGGAACAGAGCUUAUCCUUCGAAACCUUGUUGCUUACGAGCAAUACAUCGAUGACCAUAGUUAUAUAACAGAGUAUGCAGCUUUCAUGGAUGGUCUCAUCGAUUCUUCCGAAGAUGUGGAAUUGUUGCAGGACAAUGGAAUUAUAGUGACCAUGCUCGGUGACCCGAGUGAGGUAGCUCGAUUAUUUAACAAUCUUCUCAAAGAUGUUACGGUACCAAUUUGUGAUACCAUUACUGUUCGCCGUAAAUUGGAACAGUAUUACAAUAUAAGAUGUCACAAAUGGAUGUCUAGUCUGAUGCGUAACUAUUUCAAUACUCCAUGGUCAUUCAUAUCAGUUGUUGCUGCUGUAAUUCUCCUCGUUUUGACGGUUGCACAGACCAUUUAUGCUGUCUUAGCUUAUCAUUACUAGAU